ACUAUUCCUCCAUUUCAAGCCACACCAUAAAAGCUGAGGAUAAUUAUUGAAAUUGAUUAAAAUUGAGCUCUCCCUUUUUUAAAAAUUGAUUAAAACGAAUGAAUUUGGCGGUGAGAGAGCUUUCCGUUCCGGUGGUUAGAGCCUUCGCUUGGACGGCGAGGGAGAAGGAGUCCGAAGUAAUACGACGUCGUAGAGCACUGAGAAGGUUUGAUAAUGAGUUAGAAAAGGGAAAUUACAAGGCUGCUCACUCUCAUAUGAAGCAAUUACAGCACGAUCCCCGUGGCCUACUUGGCUUCGGCUCUGUUAAACUGGUGGUGCCAAAAAGAAUAGCAGCACAAGAACUACAGAUGGAUAAUUCAGCGUCUUUUGAAUCUUUAGCUGACUCGAUUCUGCGUUCAAUUAAACAUAGCAUCGAGUUUGCUCUGUUAGAUGAGGAGGUCUUAUUGACGGGAAUAGAAGAUGAUAUGGGGAGUGAAAGUUAUGAUUCCCCUUACGAAGAUCAUCAAAUGUGCUUGCAACAUGAGGCUGGGCAUUUUCUUGUUGGUUACUUUGUCGGCGUCUUACCAAGAAGUUAUCAAGUACCUAGUGUAGAAGAUAUUAUACAGGACAAGUUUGCUCAAGGAAAUGUGCAGUUUCUUGGCUUUGAAUUUCUCAAACAAGUUGACAUUGAUACUAUAUCUAGCAACAAGUUUACCCAAGGCAAGCUAAAAAGCAAGGAAAUCAGGGCCAAAAUCUCAUCCCGGACUUUGAACAAGUUUUUGUGUGUGAUACUGGGAGGGUUAGCAGCGGAGUACCUGGUAUUUGGAUACUCAGAAUUACUUCACUCAGAUGUUCAACAGCUGGACAGAGUGCUAAGAUGGUUGUGCUUCAAUGAGAAUGAAGCUGACUCUGUGGUAAGAUGGGCUGUAAUUACCACUUUGUCGUUAUUAAGUCAUCAUCACGAGGCUCGAUCAAGACUAGCAGAGGCCAUGAACUCGAGAAGAUCCAUUGGCUAUUGUAUUGAUGCGAUAGAGAGUGCUCUGUGAGGCCAUGAGGAUUAGUCAACAACCUAAACAAGCCACCUAUGUUGCUCGGACUCUCCAAAAUGCCCUCGAGAAGAUCCAUUGGUUAUUGUAUUGAUGCGAUAGAGUGCUCUGUAAGGCCAUGGGGAUUAGUCAGCAACCUAAACAAGCCACCUAUGUUGCUCGCAUUCUCCAAAGAUGUUGCUGGGUGCAUGUCGGAUCCUUCAAAAGUAGUGUAUUUUUGGAUGAUCCGAUGCGAGUGCGGCAGCAUUUUGGAGAGUCCGUGCAAUUAUGUUGAAUGCAGUGUUCUCAAGUCCUUCAGAAAGAAGAAAAGGAAAAGUGAGGUCCAAUGGUCUAGAUCAGAAGACCGCCUUAUUGAGUGUUUGGAGUCUUCUUGGUCAGAGUUAUAUAUAAAAUAAAAGGAGAAGAUCCUCCUGUUUCAAGUUUGAAAUACUUUUCCUUCGUGUUAAGCUGAAUUGGAGAAAUUCGUUGCGUUU
This is a messenger RNA of Nicotiana tabacum (common tobacco), 1498 nucleotides long. RefSeq lists its product as uncharacterized. NCBI's taxonomy places the organism in Eukaryota, Viridiplantae, Streptophyta, Magnoliopsida, Solanales, Solanaceae. Gene Ontology annotation, biological process: proteolysis. The record is from RefSeq and is a predicted model, not a curated record. Gene Ontology annotation, molecular function: metalloendopeptidase activity; ATP binding; ATP-dependent peptidase activity.